Molecule: messenger RNA, 996 nt
Organism: Plasmodium vinckei vinckei
Lineage: Eukaryota; Apicomplexa; Aconoidasida; Haemosporida; Plasmodiidae
Product: conserved Plasmodium protein, unknown function
Exons: 4
Coding region: 1-996 (331 amino acids)
Source: RefSeq, a predicted model, not a curated record
AUGUAUAGUAAUAAAAAAGUAUAUCUUUUUGCGUAUUUUUUAUUUCUUCUUUUUCUAUGUUUUCAAACAAGUUCUUGUAUAUAUCCAGGAAAUAAUUAUAUUUCAGAGUUAUUAAAAUUAGGGAUUUUUGAUAAAAAUACCAUGAAAAUAAAAAAUGAAGUAUAUCAAAGUAUCGAUAAGACACAUCAAAUAUUUUCAUCUUGUAAAACUUGUAUAAAGUUAAUACAACUAUUAACAAAAAUUAUUAAAAAUAAAAAAGAAAAUUAUAUUGAUAUUGCUAUUGAAGAAACUUUAGAAAUAAAUCUAUGUAACCCACAAUUAUGGAAACAAUAUUUUAAUUAUGAUGAAUUACUAUAUAAUGAAUAUGUUAUAGAUAAUUGUAAAUAUACUCAUAAAUUAGUUAAAGAAUAUAUUGAGGAUAAUAUAUAUAAAUUAUAUAAAAAUGAAAAAUUGUUUUAUGAGCAUGUCUGUGUAAAAAUUCAUCAUAUAUGCAAAAAAGCUAUAGAAGAAGCUCAAAAUAAUUCUAAUAAUAGUUUCAAAAUCAAACUUAUGUAUGAUUUGUAUUCCCAAUAUUUAGUCGACCAUGACAAUUAUAAUAUAACCCCAAAUGGAAUACCAUACAAAAUAAUAGAAAAAUAUAAAAACAAUAAUAAAGAAAAUAUUAAUAAAAAUAGUUAUAUAAUAAUUCAAUCUCAAAUAAAAAAUAUGAGUCAAAUAAAAAUAUACGACGACUUCAAAAGUGAACACUUCAGGGUUAUUAAAAUGAAUAAGUUAAAUGAUGAGGUUGCUGAAUUGUUCCUCAAAGUUGGAGUACAAACUAUGUUCACCUUCAUUUUUUAUAGCCAAUUUGAGGGAAAUGGACAAAUAUCAAAUGAUUCUAUAUUAGAUAUAAAAGUUGUAAUUUACGAUGCAAUAAAUAACAUUGAGGAUCUGGUUCCGAAGAAUUAUAAAAAUAAGUUAGUGAACAAUGACGAAACAUUUUUAUUAUACAAAUAA